Messenger RNA from Xyrauchen texanus (razorback sucker), 1838 nucleotides. Its product is annotated as carbonyl reductase [NADPH] 1-like. The record is from RefSeq and is a predicted model, not a curated record. Bases 200 to 1033 code for a protein of 277 amino acids. Gene Ontology annotation, molecular function: carbonyl reductase (NADPH) activity. NCBI's taxonomy places the organism in Eukaryota, Metazoa, Chordata, Actinopteri, Cypriniformes, Catostomidae. The transcript is spliced from 4 exons.
AAAAACGUAGCAAACCCGUCGCUACUUUUAGGCAAUCGUCAGUCAUUCCGCAUGUUAGAAGUAUCGCGUUGUUCAUGUACUUACGAAAGCGUGGGUUCCUCGGCGCAUGCGCAUAAGUUUGCAACGCACAAUUUCGUUUCAAACACGUAAAACAAUUCUGAUUUGUUCGCUGCGGAGUAGAGCAGACACAUUGUAAGCAAUGAGCACCACCAAAGUAGCUCUGGUGACUGGUGCAAACAAAGGCAUCGGGUUUGCAAUCGUAAGGGCGCUGUGUAAAGAUUAUGCCGGGGACGUGUACCUGACAGCCCGUGACAUCGGUCGAGGAACCGCGGCGGUGGACAGUCUGAAAAAGGAGGAGGGGCUGUCACCUCUCUUCCAUCAGCUGGAUAUCAAUGACCCAAACAGCGUCCGCGCGGCACGGGACUUCUUCAAAGAGAAGUACGGGGGAGUGGACGUGCUCAUCAACAAUGCUGGGAUCGCCUUCAAAAUGGCAGACACGACCCCCUUUGGGAUCCAAGCAGAUGUGACACUGAAGACCAAUUUUUUUGCCACUAAAGAUAUUUGCAAUGUGUUCUUGCCCAUUAUCAAACCAGGAGGCAGGGUAGUGAAUGUCUCAAGCAUGAUGGGCUCUAUGGCUUUGGGGCGCUGCAGUCCAGAACUCCAGGCCCGUUUCCGUAGCAAUGACAUCACCGAGGAGGAGUUGGUGGAGCUGAUGGAGCAGUUUGUCCGUGAUGCCCAGGAAGGGCUCCACUCAGAAAGAGGCUGGCCCACCACCGCAUAUGGAGUCUCCAAAACCGGCCUCACCACCUUAACUAGAAUCCUGGCCCGAAACCUGAUGAAAGAGAGAUCUGGAGAUGAGAUCCUGUGUAAUGCCUGCUGUCCAGGUUGGGUCAGGACUGACAUGGCUGGACCAAAUGCAACCAAGUCACCUGAUGAGGGCGCUGUCACUCCAGUUUACUUAGCAUUGCUACCUGCAGGGUCUAAAGAGCCCCAUGGGCAGUUUGUAUCAGAGAUGAAAGUUCAGCCCUGGUGAGAAGGAAGAGAGAGCGCAUGAGAGAGAGAGAGAGAGAGAGAGAGGUUGUGUAUGUUUGCGUUUUAAAGCUUAAGUCAAGUUUAGACACUCGCAGGGGUCAUUUGGAUAUUGUAACCUCUAAAUCCAGACAUUCUUCUUCUAGAAAUUUCAGACUGAAGCUUUGAUAAAAGGCCUCAGGUACUCCAAAAAUAUACAAAAUUACUGUGUGUGUAUUGUGUAAUAUCAUAUUAUUUUAAGUAAAACCAAAAAUGUAAAAGCUUAAAAAUCUGGUCAAAGUUUUUUUGUGAGCAGACAAAUUAAAUGGCUAAAUAAAAUAAUGUAAAUUCAUACUCUUAUAUUUAAAUCGGAAUUAACAGAUUUUACGUGGCAUUCAGUCAUUAGACCAAAAAUGCUUUUGUGUGUGAAUGUGUCGGUACAAAAUUAGAUAAAAUAAUUUUAAAUAAAAUUAAUUUAUACUUUAAUUAAUCCUCAAUAAAUAAUUAAUCUUACUAAGCGGCAUUAAAAUGAAGAAGGUUGUGACCCAAAACUGGAACAGAAAACUAUGAAUUACCAAAAUAAAGUUUCAUGAUCUAUCUCACCCAGUUUAUUGUUUUUUUUGAGCUCAUGAAAGAUGUAUUAUAAGCAUAUAGUGAGAAGUGCACAUAGUUUGGAAGAACAAAAAAACAUCUUAAAGGGACAGUUCACCCAAAAAUUUAAAUGUACUCACCCUCAUGCCAUCCCAGAUCUGUAUGACUUUAUUUCUUCUGCAGAACACAAAUAAAGAUGUUAAGAAGAAUAUUUCAUCUCUGUAAGGCCUCACAAUGCA